GAUGAGCGGAUGAGAUUAACGGGGCAACAUUUUGCUCUAAAGGAAAUUUUUGAAGGAAAUGUAUUACCGCACAUAACCAAAGCCCUAGACUUCAACGGUGGGGUAUCUGUACUUGAUGUUGGCUGUGGGCCAGGUGCAUGGGUUAUGGAUAUGAUAGACGAUUAUCCAAACUGUACUUAUGAGGGAUGUGACAUAGUAAACGUUAUUGACAUAAAUGUUACGCCCAAACAGUUUACCUUUACUAUGGCUAACGUACUAGAAGGGCUUCCAUAUCCAGAUAACUCAUUUGAUUUUGUACAUAUGCGACUGUUUAUCUAUGCUCUGAAAAAGGAGGAGUGGCCCAUCGCAGUUAAAGAGCUACUUCGUGUCACUAAGCCUGGAGGCUUUGUACAGCUUAUGGAGACUGAUAACCCAGUGAGUUGUGAAUGAAGCGAUCACUCUACCAUAUUUUAACCCGCGUCACAUAAAUAGAUACCAAAGCACACAGGUACUCCUCUUUACAGAGUAAUGGUUGCAUUACAUGCGAUUUGUAAGGAAAGAGGACAGAAUCCAUUUGUUGGCAGAGAACUAGAGGAAUUGCUGGCAAAAUUAGGCAAUGCUAAAGUAACUGAAUCAAGAGCCCUUCCCUUUGAUACAAGUAGGACGCAAUGAAGAGCAA
Molecule: messenger RNA, 658 nt
Organism: Rhizopus microsporus ATCC 52813
Lineage: Eukaryota; Fungi; Mucoromycota; Mucoromycetes; Mucorales; Rhizopodaceae
Product: S-adenosyl-L-methionine-dependent methyltransferase
Exons: 5
Molecular function (GO): methyltransferase activity
Source: RefSeq, a predicted model, not a curated record